AUGUUGGAACCAAGUACUAAAACGACAAAAUUUAAUAGGCAUCAUACAGAGGCCACAGCCAUGUAUGUGUUCACAGCUGAGAAGGCUGGUAUGAAGAGCGUAGAUAAGCAGCACGUGCAAGAGGUGGUGCACAAGAUGUCGAAAGACUCAAAAUUUUACCAAAAAUCGGUACGCGAUAGCGCCAAAGUGGAACAACGCGUUGCAGCAAUGCGUGAGAAACUUUCUUGCCUGUCAGAUGGACACUUAUUGCGCUUACAAAAUGAGGCUGAUGCUCAAGUGGCACGAUUGGAAACGAUGCGGGAUCUCUCGCGUACAAUUGUUGUUGUAGACAUGGACAUGUUUUACGCUGCUGUCGAAAUGCGAGACGAUCCCACACUACGCAACGUGCCACUCGCAGUUGGUGGCCUUGGUAUGAUCAGCACAGCUAACUAUGCAGCUAGGCAGUUUGGUGUACGUGCUGCCAUGCCUGGCUUCAUUGGCAAGGAAUUGUGUCCAAAGCUUCAGUUUGUGCCGGUUAACAUGGCAAAGUACGCAGGUGUGGCUGCUCAGAUUCGUACUGUGUUUGCAGCUUACGAUCCAGACUUUGAAGCUCAUAGUUUAGAUGAAGCAUGCCUUGAUAUUACAAAUUAUAUAGCAACAAAUUGGGAAAAAUAUGUGUCAGUCGCACUUGGGGAUAAGGAAGGCAAGGACGGGGAGUGGGCUUCGACGGUCGAAGGUCGAGCAGCGAUUGCCGCGGCGGUUGUCCAAGAGCUACGUCAGAAAAUCUUCGACCUUACACAGUUGACUGCUAGUGCUGGAAUUGCAGCGAAUGCUAUGCUAGCGAAGAUUUGCUCUGAUUUGAACAAACCCAACGGACAGUACGUACUACCGUUCACUCAUAGAGACGUCAUGGGUUUCGUGCGUGAGCUUUCUGUGCGCAAAAUCGGUGGCAUUGGCAAAGUUAUGGAAAAAAUUCUCAACGAGGCCUUGGAUAUUCACACAGGCGCAGAUUUAUUCUCUCAGCGGGCGAAACUUCUGUAUCUUUUUUCGGUAAAAACUUCUCUUUGGUUGCUGCAAAUAUCGUUAGGGAUACAAGAACGUCUUGGGAAACAAGAGCGCAAAAGCUUCAGUCGAGAACGAACAUUCAAAAGCCUGAGCGAUCCUACACAACUUGAAGCCAAGUGUCUAGAAAUAUGUCAAAUGCUGGCGAACGAUCUGGAAAAGGUGAACAUGGGUGCUAGAACCGUGACGUUUGUGUACAAGGACACCAAAUUUGCUCGCUGUUCAAGGUCGGUGUCGCUAGCAUCUGCAGUUUUUAGUGCAGACGACUUGUUUUCGAAUGCUGUUGAGCUAUUACGCCGUGAGUUGCCGCUCACACUACGUCUAAUGGGUGUGCGUGCAGCAGUGUUAGUAUCUCGCUCUAAAUCUGCUUCCCCGUCAGCCGUUCAAAUUUUACCGAGCAACAAGCGGCAAGUUACGAUCAACAAGUUUGCCAAGCGCUUAUCAGACCCCGUUACUGCUGAACUUUGUGGUGUAUUACAGAGAAAGUCAGGAUGCCUUGCGCUGUGCAACAAGAGAGAUAUGACAAUGCACAGAGAUCGGCCUCCAGCACAUUUUGAAUACGACACCAUUCAGGAAAAGCGUGACGUGUUGGAAAUGUCAAGUAAUUCGCAUCUAAUGCGCAAAAAGCUGAAGAAAACUGUUUCUGAUAGUUUGUAUGCAAAAAAGUUGUCUGGAGUCGACAUCAAGCCGUGUCCGAUAUGUAAGAAGCCGCUGAACACGCUGAACAAUGCGGAGGUGAAUGCUCAUAUUGAUGCAUGCAUUGGUUUGAAGAAGUCAUCAUCAUUGGCAUCGAAUGCAGCUAUUAAGAAAAAGACAAACAUCAUUGCCACUCCAUCAGCAUUCACCCCUACACACACUCUUUCACAUAGCGCCGAACAAAAUAUGAGGCCUUGUCCAAUUUGUGGCAAAUUUCUGAACGUUUGUAAUAACAUGGAGGUGAACUCUCACAUGGAUGCCUGUGUGAUUAGGGAGGGGAAGCAUUUGAGGAAUGAUGUUCUGAAAAAGACAAGAAAAUAG
This is a messenger RNA of Plasmopara halstedii, 2058 nucleotides long. RefSeq names its product dna polymerase. Bases 1 to 2058 code for a protein of 685 amino acids. NCBI's taxonomy places the organism in Eukaryota, Oomycota, Peronosporomycetes, Peronosporales, Peronosporaceae. Gene Ontology annotation, biological process: error-prone translesion synthesis. The transcript is spliced from 2 exons. Gene Ontology annotation, cellular component: nucleus. Gene Ontology annotation, molecular function: DNA-directed DNA polymerase activity; damaged DNA binding. The record is from RefSeq and is a predicted model, not a curated record.